UUGCUGAUUUCCGCCCUCAGAACUGGCAACCCGCGCAUGUCUCUGAGGGGGCGGAGCCAGUCCAGUAGUUUCUGGAAGGAACCUCAUGCUGCACCAUGGACAAGGUUUCAGGACUAAAAGACCAGGGCAACAAGGCUCUCAGUGCAGGAAAUAUUGACGAAGCGGUACGUUGCUACACUGAAGCCGUGGCUCUCGACCCAUCAAACCAUGUUCUGUUCAGUAACCGCUCAGCUGCUUACGCCAAAAAAGGCAAUUACGAGAAUGCUCUCCAGGAUGCCUUGCAGACCAUCAAGAUCAAGCCUGACUGGGGCAAGGGUUAUUCCCGCAAAGCUGCAGCAUUGGAGUUUCUUGGCCGGUUGGAGGAUGCUAAAGUAACCUAUCAGGAGGGGCUUCGCCAAGAGCCAAAUAAUCAGCAGCUAAAGGAGGGGUUACAGAACAUUCAGGCCCGGCUUGCAGAAAAAUCAAUGAUGAACCCGUUCGCCAUGCCCAACUUGUAUCAGAAGCUGGAGAACGAUCCUCGGACCCGUGAGCUCUUAUCAGAUCCCACCUACAAAGAACUCCUGGAGCAGCUCAGGAACAAACCAUCAGACCUGGGCACGAAGCUGCAGGAUCCAAGAGUGAUGACUACACUCUCUGUGCUGCUGGGACUCAACCUCUCUGAGAUGGAGGACGAAGAGGAACCCACUCCUCCACCUGCUCCCAAACCCAAAGAGACUCAGCCACCUCCUCCCAAAGAGGAAAACCUUCCUGAAAACAAGAGAAUGGCCAUUAAGGAAAAAGAGCUGGGUAAUUCUGCCUAUAAAAAUAAGGACUUUGAGAAUGCGCUGAAGCACUAUGAAGAGGCAAUUAAGCACGACCCUACCAACAUGACUUAUUUAUCCAAUCAAGCAGCUGUGUAUUUCGAGAAGGGGGACUUGGAGAAGUGCAGAGAGCUGUGUGAGAAGGCCAUCGAUGUUGGGAGAGAGAACCGAGAAGAUUACAGACAAAUUGCAAAAGCUCUUGCUCGAAUUGGCAACUCGUAUUUUAAGCAGGACAAAUACAAAGAAGCAGUCCAAUACUUCAACAAGAGUUUGACAGAGCAUCGCACUCCUGAUGUCCUGAAGAAAUGUCAACAGGCAGAGAAGAUAUUGAAGGAGGAGGAAAAACUAGCCUACAUCAACCCUGAGUUGGCGCUUGAAGAGAAGACCAAGGGGAAUGAAGCCUUCCAGAAAGGAGAUUACCCCUCAGCCAUGAAACAUUACACAGAGGCCAUCAAGAGAAACCCCAAUGAUGCCAAACUGUACAGUAACAGAGCCGCUUGCUGUACCAAGCUGUUGGAGUUUCAGCUUGCCGUGAAGGAUUGUGAAGAAUGUAUCAAAAUUGAGCCCACUUUCAUUAAGGGGUAUACCCGUAAAGGAGCUGCUUUGGAGGCUAUGAAGGACUUCACCAAAGCUAUGGAUGCCUACCAGAAGGCCUUAGAGAUGGAUUCUUCCUCAAAGGAAGCCUCAGAGGGCAUUCAGCGCUGUAUGGUCAGUCAAGCCAUGAGGAAUGACAGCCCUGAGGAUGUGAAGAAGAGAGCCAUGGCUGACCCUGAGGUGCAGCAGAUCAUGAGUGACCCAGCCAUGCGUAUGAUCCUUGAGCAAAUGCAGAAGGACCCUCAGGCACUUAGCGACCACUUGAAGAACCCCGUUAUUGCUCAGAAGAUACAGAAGCUCAUUGAUGUUGGACUGAUAGCCAUCCGCUGAUGAGAGACAGCAACCACAUGUGUGAACAAACUCCAAGACAACAGUGGAAUAACAUGCAGAGCCCUCAGAAAUAUUGCAUCUUCCCUUUUCUUGCCUUUUAAUUGAAAAUUACAGUAUAUUGUCAUUGGUCUCACUGGGACUUGGUAUGUAUGUUGUUGUAUUUUUUUUUUUUUUUAAACCUGGUUCACAAUUUUUGCAUUGUGUUUGGGGGGGUGGUGGGGGCAUCUUGUAUGUUUUCUGGAAAACGUCAACACUCCAGUUGAACUCACAUGUACAGAUGCUGUAAUACAUGUUAAAAUAAACAUCACAAUGCAGUGUUCUUUAUGCUCACUGUUUUUAAAGGGGAAAUCCAUCCUAACACUGCUCUCAUAUUCCUAGUGAUUCACACUUAAAGCAGGAUCAAUAAUUGGGGGAGAAAAAAAAAGAA
Molecule: messenger RNA, 2151 nt
Organism: Cololabis saira (Pacific saury)
Lineage: Eukaryota; Metazoa; Chordata; Actinopteri; Beloniformes; Belonidae
Product: stress-induced-phosphoprotein 1-like
Exons: 14
Coding region: 96-1724 (542 amino acids)
Molecular function (GO): Hsp90 protein binding
Source: RefSeq, a predicted model, not a curated record